Molecule: messenger RNA, 1956 nt
Organism: Cyprinus carpio (common carp)
Lineage: Eukaryota; Metazoa; Chordata; Actinopteri; Cypriniformes; Cyprinidae
Gene: ghrhr2
Product: growth hormone releasing hormone receptor 2
Biological process (GO): adenylate cyclase-modulating G protein-coupled receptor signaling pathway; cell surface receptor signaling pathway
Cellular component (GO): plasma membrane
Molecular function (GO): peptide hormone binding; G protein-coupled peptide receptor activity
Source: RefSeq, a predicted model, not a curated record
AAAAAAAAAAAAAAAUUCUCACCAUCUGCUGCAUUAAAUCGGUUGGAGAGAUAGAUGAGAAUUACUGUGAAUGAGCACUGGAAUAUUUGUGUACUGACAAAAUCAAUUGGCAAUAGAGCUACACUUUAUGUUGGUCAACAUAACUGACCUACACGCAAAUAUUUACACCUGUGACUUUACUACAUAACUGUAUGAAGAAACAUCAUGGACCUUAUUGAUGGCUUCAUCAUCUGGACUCUUAUGGUUACGUGUGAAGGGAUGAAGACAGUUCAUCCUGAAUGUUCUAUAGUAUUGCAUCUACAAGAAAAAGAAGCUGAAUGUCAGCUCCAAAUUGGUUUAACACAGUCUUUGUUCAACUAUAAUGCUACCAAUACAGCCUGUCUGGUUGAGUGGGAUGGUGUGAACUGCUGGCCUGCAGUCAGUGUAGGAGAGAGAGUCUCAGUGUCUUGCCCACCUCCUUUCCUCAAGUCUCAUGAGCUGAUCACCCGCACCUGCACUAGUGAGGGAUGGAGUAGGUUGAGUGUGUCUUAUUACGAUGCCUGCUUCCAGGACAACAGCACAGAGCAGGAAGAGACUGGACACAGACGAGAGUACUUUGCCAGGGUGAAGUUGAUAUACACAGUUGGGUAUGGCAUGUCCAUUGGCUCUCUCUGCAUUGCAAUCUUCAUCUUCUGCAUCUUUAGGAAGCUUCUGUGUACACGGACCUACAUCCACCUCAACCUCUUCUCCUCAUUCAUCUUGAGGGCUUUGGCUGUGUUUGUAAAGGAUGCGGUGUUAUUCGCGGAUGAGACUGUCAAUCACUGCACAGUCUCCACGGUUUUAUGCAAGGCUGUGGUGACAUGUUUCCAGUACUGUGUGUUAUCAAAUUUCUACUGGCUGCUCAUUGAGGGACUUCAUCUUCAGACACUGCUAGCAUUCACCUUCACACACACAAGAACAUUUUUCUGGUGCUAUAUUCUUAUUGGCUGGGGGGCGCCAUCUGUCACAGUAAUAAUCUGGACAUUCUUCAAACAUAAAUAUGAUAAUCAUGGGUGCUGGGAUGACCUGGACAGUGGAUAUUGGUGGAUCAUAAAAAUUCCCAUUUUGCUCUCUGUAUUUGUGAACUUUUUGGUGUUUGUUAACAUAAGCAGGAUUAUAGUUGUGAAGACAAAAACCCCAGAACUGAAUGGAGGAGAUAGGCAACUUUACAGGAGACUGGCGAAGUCAACUCUUCUGCUCAUCCCUCUUUUCGGAGUACACUACAUUGUAUUUGCUCUGUUUCCCGAGCAUGUGGGUCUAGAGGCAAGACUCUUCUUUGAACUUGUGCUAGGUUCCUUCCAGGGUUUCAUUGUGGCAUUGUUAUACUGCUUCUUGAACUGUGAGGUGCAGAAUGAAAUAAGAAAAGAGAUUGGGAAGUAUAAGUUCCGAACUGACAACAACACUUUCCAAAUGGCAACCCAGGACUUCACUGCAUAAACUUGUUUUAUCACAACUGCAUAUUAUCUUGUUAUAUCGUUAUAACACUUUUUUUUACAUGGCUGUAAGUUUUGUAUAUAAACAAAAACAAAAGAACGUAUAGGUGUGAGAAAUGGCACUUGGUUUGAUAUUUUUUCUGAUGCAAUGACAUCCAUACCAUACAUAUUUAAGUGUGACUUGUGUGUCCAAAAACUUUUUGGAUGCCGAUGUAUUGAUUUUUUCCCCCCUCACAUUUGUCUAACCUGUGGCAAAGUGUUUUGGCACACUGAAAGGUGUUAAUAUCUUAUUUGGUUUGUACUUUACAAUUUUUAACUGUUAAUAUUAAAUGUUCUGUUUCUGUAAUAUUUUUAUAUAUAUAUGUGACACCAGAGGAUGGCGCUACAUGAUCAACAUUCAAUGUGAUGCAUUACAUCAUCAAUAUCAGUUUUCCAAACAUGAGCUCUUUUUCAGUCACUAUGUACAGUAACUUGUUGGAAAUAAUAUGCAUUAAACAUUCUGUAU